GCUGUCAGUCACUCUUUAAACCAGCGUGCAAGCCGGUCGCUACCGAUACAUGACCUCCCAGCACAGAGCUGCGCACUUCGCACUUGCGAACAGCCUUCUCUGGGCCUUACGUCACUCCAGUGCUGUGCUGCUGUAGUGCCUGGUACCGACUAGCUGACUAGCGCCCGUUGGAUAGGUAGCAACCUUUGUACCCGUGGAAGUGUUGAUAGCCUGGCUAUGGCAGACUCCAUGACAGAAGCCGUUACCUCUGCACCCGCGGGGGAGCCUGGGGUGCUGGCUGCUAGAGGGAAGGAUGCUCUAGAGACACGACCAAAGCAGGAUAACAGACACGCCCUUCACAAUGGCGCCCCCAUGCGUGCAGUACUCCCCCAUGAUGUUUUGGCCUUUCUGGAAGUGGCCAUGCCAGGAACGAUCCCUGCCGAUGCCGCUGGAGGGACGCCCGUGAUGACUGUAGUUCAAGAGGCCAACGUACAAGUCCCUACCGUAUCACAGAUAACGAAAGAACCGACCCACGCUCCAGAAGUGAAGACUCAGGUAACACAGAAACAGACCGGCGAAUCACAGGAAACGUCAGUUCAUAAAAAAGUACCAGCGAAAAAACAAGACACAUCCAGUGUGGGACUUUCGCCAGAAGUGUUGUCAUUUUUGGACAUCACUUUGUAUGGGGUGGCGGAACCUGAGAUUUCGGAGGAAUCAUCGCCCGAAGCGCCCGUCACACCAGACUCACCUGAUGAGCCUCAUGUAACAAAACGUGUUACCCAGGCUACAUCGCCAGCCAGUGUUGAACCGAAGCAAUCUUCAAGUGUUGAAAAUAAAUUGGCGAUGGUAAAUGGCAGCUGCACCGUCGCGACUCUGUCCCCGGAAGUGAUGUCAUAUUUGGAUAUGGCAAUGGCGGAAUGGAUUACUGAUGAGGUUGUUGUCCAAGAGAUAGCUGAGGAAGCAGCUACAGCGAGACAGGAGAUACCACUUCAGAUACCUGAGCCAGCCGCAGCCGGUAGUGACAAGGUCUCAACAACAGUUCAGGCCGAAGAAACGGCAGAACCUACAGUUGAAGUUGACGCUGCUGAAGUAGAAGUAGUAGAUAUGGAGGAAGUAUCAGAGGUUGCCGUCGAGGACGUAAACAUGGCUCAAGAAGUUGUCCACCAAGUGCAACUGGCUGCUGUUGAGACGAUCCCCGAGGCUCAAGAAGAUGAACACAAAGAACAAGAAGCACCAAAGGCUGAGGUUGAAGACAUCGCGUCGACAAAAAGGGCUGAGCCUGAGGGUAAGCCAGCAUUGGCAGGAGAGCCGGCGACGAAAGUUGAAGAGUCUACGACUCAGGGCAAAGAGCCCGCGACGGAAGUUACAGAGUCAACAGCGGAAGUUAAAGAGUCGGCGUCGGACGUUAAAAAGCCGGCAAAAGAAGCUAAAGAGUCGGCUACAGAAGUUACAGAGCCGGCCACAGAAGUUACAGAGCCGGCCGCGGCCACAGAAGUUACAGAGCCGGCCAAAGAAGUUAAAGAGCCGACCAAAGAAGUUAAAGAGUCGAUGACGGAAGUUGACAAGCCGGCAACGGAAGAUUCGACAGGUGAAGUUAAAGUACCGGCGACGCAAGUUACAGAGUCGGCAACGGAAGUUACAGAGCCAGUGACGGAAAAAUCGGCGACAAAAGUUACAGAGCCGGUGACGGAAGUUACAGAGCCGGUGACGGAAGUUACAGAGCCGGUGACGGAAGUUACAGAGCCGGUGACGGAAGUUACAGAGCCGGUGACGGAAGUUACAGAGCCGGUGACGGAAGUUACAGAGCCGGUGAAGGAGGCUGAGGCAGUGGCAGUAACUGAUGAACCGGUCACGGAGGAUGGGAAAGAACCAGAGAAGGCCCCUGAGGUGGCGGUGGAGGCAGCGCCAACAGCUGAAGAGGAUAGAGAUAAGAAAGCGCCCGUCGCUGCCAACACUGAGUGGACCGAAGAGCAGGUGAAGGAAUGGUCUCAACAAGGCUACCUACCCAUGGUCAAGAACAUGUUUCUUCCGUCGACCAUGCCCGUUCUACCUAGCCCCCUGUUCUAUAUUGGUGUGGGGGGUUUGGCAUCCCUUGUUUUCUACCUUACAGAAUCCCCCAUCAUGGCCCUCAUGACGCUCGUGUUUGUUCUUGUCCUCAUCCUUCUCGCUCGGCUGUUCUACCUAUACAGGCUCCAUGGACAAUGCGCCGCGGAGUCAGCCAAUAAGAAAAAAUCCGAGUGAUCGAUAAACA
Molecule: messenger RNA, 2230 nt
Organism: Branchiostoma floridae (Florida lancelet)
Lineage: Eukaryota; Metazoa; Chordata; Leptocardii; Amphioxiformes; Branchiostomatidae
Exons: 11
Coding region: 217-2220 (667 amino acids)
Source: RefSeq, a predicted model, not a curated record